CUUGUGCUCUGCGAUCCCGGCCGGCGCGGCACAGGGUGGUGCCCGUAUCUGACCGAUAUUGUUGGAGCAGCGCCCGUUGAUACAUAGAUAACAAGGCGGUAUUCCCCCUUCCAAGGGAGGGAGCCUUCUGUGUUGGCUCCAUUACCUAUUUCUCUUUGUCCUUUGUUCUCUCUCUUGGAUUGUUUAUCUCCCUGUCUAAAAAACACAGCAUUGACAGCCGCUAGAUCUAGAUCACGCACUGCAUUUGCUGCACAGCUGCAGGUCACCCGCCCUAGCGACGCCGACAGCAGCCGAGAUCCCAGCUCGGUAUAAGAACCAAUGGCACCCUCCCGCCUCAGCGACAUUGCAGACAUUGCGCUGCCAACGACAAAGUCUACCAGCGCAACUGAUACUGUCACCACUCUCCCAGACACUCCCGCCUCGAGCGUUGGCUCUCGCACUUUCGGCAGAAGCAUCAUGAACACAUCGUUGAUCGAGAGCAAGUUCCUCAGCCACCCCGAGGAUUUGGGUGUGGUGGCUGUUGGUUUCUCGGGGGGUCAGUGCAAACCAGGUGUUGACGCUGCGCCAUCAGCGCUCAUCGAAGCCGGCCUCCUCACCCAGAUCCGCGACGAGCUCGGUUACAACCUCCACGGCCAUGACACAGUCCACCUCUACACUGACCUUGUGCCCAAGGAGGACCCCGACUACCGCAACAUGAAGAACCCCCGCGCCGUCUCUGCCGUGACAAAGAAGAUCGCCGAUCAGGUGUACAACCAGGCCAAGGAGGGGAGACUGGUCUUGACUCUGGGUGGUGAUCACAGUAUUGCCAUUGGCACCAUUGGUGGUUCGGCCAAGGCUAUCAGGGAAAGGCUGGGCAGAGAGAUCGCCGUCAUCUGGGUGGACGCGCACGCCGAUAUCAACACCCCCGAGACCAGUGGGAGUGGUAACAUCCACGGCAUGCCUGUUAGCUUCUUGACUGGGUUGGCCAAGGAAGACAAGGAGGAUGUCUUUGGGUGGAUCAAGGAUGAGAACAGGAUCAGCGUCAAGAAGAUCGUGUACAUUGGUCUGAGAGAUGUUGAUGCCGGCGAGAAGAGGAUCUUGAGGGAGAAUGGGAUCAAGGCGUUUAGCAUGUUUGACAUUGACAGACAUGGCAUCGGCCGCGUGAUGGAGAUGGCUCUCGGUCACAUUGGCAGCGAUACCCCGAUCCAUCUGUCGUUCGACGUGGAUGCGCUUGACCCCAUGUGGGCGCCAUCGACCGGCACCCCUGUCCGUGGAGGCUUGACGCUGCGCGAGGGUGACUACAUCUGCGAGUGCGUGCACCAGACGGGCAGCUUGGUGGCUGUUGACUUGGUGGAAGUCAACCCCAGCCUGGCGCCUGCUGAAGACAUCGGGGCUCACGAGACGGUUAGGGCCGGUUGCUCCCUUGUUCGGUGCGCACUCGGCGAGUCUCUUCUGUAG
This is a messenger RNA of Podospora pseudocomata, 1437 nucleotides long. RefSeq names its product Arginase, catabolizes arginine to ornithine and urea (gene CAR1). NCBI's taxonomy places the organism in Eukaryota, Fungi, Ascomycota, Sordariomycetes, Sordariales, Podosporaceae. Gene Ontology annotation, cellular component: cytosol; nucleus; cytoplasm. The coding region runs from base 319 to 1437 and encodes 372 amino acids. The record is from RefSeq and is a predicted model, not a curated record. Gene Ontology annotation, molecular function: arginase activity; manganese ion binding. The transcript has 3 exons.